Messenger RNA from Gadus chalcogrammus (walleye pollock), 2402 nucleotides. RefSeq names its product karyopherin alpha 3 (importin alpha 4) (gene kpna3). Bases 182 to 1753 code for a protein of 523 amino acids. Gene Ontology annotation, cellular component: cytoplasm; nucleus; nucleoplasm. Lineage: Eukaryota; Metazoa; Chordata; Actinopteri; Gadiformes; Gadidae. Gene Ontology annotation, molecular function: nuclear import signal receptor activity; protein binding. The record is from RefSeq and is a predicted model, not a curated record. Gene Ontology annotation, biological process: NLS-bearing protein import into nucleus. The transcript has 17 exons.
AUCCAAGGACAUUAGAACAGUCCAUAUCCGAGAGAAGGCACGCAUAAUAACUCCUCCUUCCCCCUUGCGUCCUGUUACGUCUGUCCUCUACCGUUCCCCGACCCAUCAGUAGAGAAGCUACGCUGCCUCGUCGUUCACGGAUAUCCCGAAAGCCGGAGGAAUAGCUCAAUCCUGUACAGCCAUGGCAGAAAACGCCGGCUUGGAAAACCACCGCAUCAAAAGCUUUAAAAACAAGGGACGUGAUGUCGAGACUAUGAGGAGGCAUCGAAAUGAAGUGACAGUCGAGCUGAGAAAGAACAAACGAGACGAGCAUCUACUGAAGAAGAGGAACGUCCCACUGGAGGAGAAUCUGGAAGACUCUGAUGUCGACUCUGACUUCAAAGCACAAAAUGUCACACUUGAUGUCAUUUUACAGAACGCCACAAGUGACAACGCCGUGGUUCAGCUCAGUGCUGUGCAGGCUGCUAGAAAACUCCUCUCCAGCGACAGAAACCCCCCGAUCGACGACUUGAUAAAGUCUGGUAUUCUGCCCAUCCUAGUCAAAUGUUUGGAGAGGGAUGACAACCCCUCGCUCCAGUUCGAGGCAGCCUGGGCCCUGACCAACAUUGCCUCAGGGACUUCAGCACAGACUCAGGCUGUGGUUAAAUCCAACGCCGUUCCUUUGUUCCUGCGACUGCUCCACUCCUCCCACCAGAAUGUGUGCGAACAGGCAGUCUGGGCUCUGGGCAACAUCAUCGGUGACGGCCCCCAGUGCAGGGACUACGUCAUCUCCCUGGGCGUGGUCGUCCCCCUGCUCUCAUUCAUCAACCCCUCCAUCCCCAUCAGCUUCCUCCGCAACGUCACCUGGGUCAUCGUCAACCUGUGCCGCAACAAGGACCCGCCGCCCCCCAUGGAGACCGUCCAAGAGGUGGGCACGAUUCUGCCGGCCCUCUGUUUGCUUAUAUACCACAUCGACCUAAAUAUUCUCGUAGACACGGUGUGGGCGUUAUCAUACCUGACCGACGGCGGUAAUGAGCAGAUCCAGAUGGUGAUAGAUUCGGGUGUGGUUCCCUUCCUCGUCCCGCUGCUCAGCCACCAGGAGGUCAAAGUUCAGACAGCCGCCCUGAGGGCCGUGGGGAACAUCGUGACCGGGACAGACGAACAGACGCAGGUGGUGCUCGACUGUGACGUGCUCUCGCACUUCCCCAACCUGCUCACACACCCCAAGGAGAAGAUCAACAAGGAAGCCGUGUGGUUCCUGUCCAACAUCACAGCAGGGAACCAGCAGCAGGUCCAGGCUGUAAUCGAUGCUGGACUCAUCCCCAUGAUCAUCCACCAACUGGCCAAGGGGGACUUUGGCACUCAGAAGGAGGCAGCCUGGGCCAUCAGCAACCUCACCAUCAGCGGGAGGAAAGACCAGGUGGAGUUCCUGGUGGAGGAGAACGUCAUCCCUCCCUUCUGCAGCCUUCUGUCGGUCAAAGACUCCCAGGUGCUGCAGGUGGUGCUCGACGGCCUGAAGAACGUGCUCAUCAUGGCCGGGGACGAGGCCAGCACCAUCACGGAGAUCAUCGAGGAGUGUGGAGGUCUGGAGAAGAUAGAACAUCUGCAGCAGCAUGAGAAUGAAGACAUCUACAAACUAGCCUUUGAGAUUAUUGACCAGUACUUUGCCGGGGAUGAUAUCGACGAAGAUCCGAGUUUGAUCCCGGAGGCCACACAGGCGGGCUUCAGCUUCGACCCGGCCACCAACAUGCAAACCAAGGAGUUCAACUUCUAGACACCAGACGGUGGUUGUUUCAGCCAGCUGCACGGGUACUCCCUCAUCACCCCAGACAUUCAUCCAUCUCCUCUCCCACCUGGUACAGAAGGAUUCGACGUGGGGCCAUGAGGAAUCCCACUUUUGAAGGAUUGGCCCCUCCCCAUCUCUGGCACUGAGGGGUGCACUGCUUUGUGGUGUCCUUUUUAUUUAAAGAAACACAUGACAUCUUUCUUCUCUGAGCAUUACGGCCCGGCACACAGGAGUCCUGGUUAUGUGUGAGCAUCGCAACAUACGUCUGGUCAACGGCUUUGGGAGGAUGGCUGGCUUUUCCUCUGCCUGUGCUUCUAAAUAAUCCAUCGGAGCUCGGAAAUCAGAAAGAAGAGAAGUUGAUGUUUUUUGUUUUGUUGCCAAAAACCACUGUUUUCACCAAGGCACACACACACACACACACACACACACACACACACACACACACACACACACACACACACACACACACACACACACACACACACACACACACACACACACACACACACACACACACACACACACACACACACACACACACGGCUAGAAUUUGUGUGCACACUUCUGGUAGAAGCGGAUACAUCACUAUUUUGGGGAAAGAAAUAUUGCUCUUUGUUUGUGUUUUUUCUUUUUUUGU